Oikopleura dioica is the source of this 1041-nucleotide messenger RNA. NCBI's taxonomy places the organism in Eukaryota, Metazoa, Chordata, Appendicularia, Copelata, Oikopleuridae. The record is from the annotation of a GenBank genome assembly.
AUGUCUGCAAUUCUUAAAGCUCUAGGACCCAUUUUCAACAUUUUCAUUCUCCUCGUCUUCUUCAUCGUCGUUUUCGCCAUCGUUGGCGUCGAGUUCUACGCCGGAGGAUACCACUCUCACUGUGUCAGUGCUGAAGGCGAGAUUUACGGUGAGAACCAACUCUGUGUCGGCAACGUGAACACAACAAACGGAGUCUCGUGGUCUGCCCGUGCUCCUUACACAUGUCCACCGGAGUUUUCCUGCGAAAUCGAUGAAACGGGCCCGUUCGACGGGAUUAUUAACUUUGACGAUGUGCUGUUUGGAAUGCUUACGGUUUUUCAAAUUCUGACGAUGGAAUCGUGGACAGCAAUUCUCUACUUGUCGAACGACGGAACAACGAACGGAAAUGCUCUCAACUCUAUAAUCUUCGUCUUAAUGGUAGUGAUCGGCGCUCUCUUCAUGCUCAAUCUGGUAAUUGGAGUUCUAAGUGGCGAGUUUUCGAAGGAAAGGGAGCGCGUCGAAAAGCGCAACGCGUAUUUGGCUAUGAGGGAAGAUAAGGAUGUCAACUCAGCGAUGAAUGGUUAUUUGAGGUGGAUACAAGAGGGGGAAGCAAUAAUGAAAGCUGAAGAAGAAGCUGAAGUUCUUCAAACUCGACUUAGUCUUCGCGCAAGGCGCCGAGCUACCGCGCUACCAGCUGGCUUUGGAAUUCCUGGAGAAGAAGAAGAAGAAGAAGCGGAAGAAGAAGUUUUAGAUGAAAUAGAUGAUGAGGAGCCCGAAGAAUCUUGGGGAAGUAAGAUUCAGCGUGGAGUAGAAGCGUUUAGGGCACAAAUAAGAGCCCUAGUCAGGACACAAUUCUGGUUCUGGCUCAUCUUAUCCCUUGUUUUGAUCAAUACAUUGCUAAGAUGUUCCAUUCACUACAACAUGCCUACCUGGUACGACAAUUUACUCUCAAAGCUGGAAAUAACUUUUUUGGUGUUUUUCACCGUGGAACUUUUGCUCAAAUGGUUUGGCCUUGGAUCAGAGCAAUAUCAAACGCACAUUUGCGUGAUGAUUGUCUAUUAA